Messenger RNA from Halichondria panicea, 1276 nucleotides. RefSeq lists its product as uncharacterized. Lineage: Eukaryota; Metazoa; Porifera; Demospongiae; Suberitida; Halichondriidae. The transcript has a single exon. Bases 94 to 1185 code for a protein of 363 amino acids. The record is from RefSeq and is a predicted model, not a curated record.
CUGAUAUGCUGACUGUGCAUAUGUGCAACACAAGUCUCAACACGGAGUCGAGUUUGACCAGUCUGAGGCUAGCCUAGCCCCAUAUAUAUCAGGAUGAAGCUGAAAUGCCUACAUGUAAUUUUGCUAGUUUUUCUUAUAUCUCUGCUAGAUCUAUUUGUAUUCAAGCUACUAGAUCUACGACAGACACAACCACAACAUUCAUUUCAUAUGGCAACAAAUAAAAGUUUAGAUUCCUCUCUUGUGGAACAAAGUCUCGAAGACAACAACUCCUCUCCUGUGGAACAAAGUCUCCAAGAGAAUAAUUACUCACUGUCUGAUCUACCCCCCAAAUCAGCUCUCUGGACAGACAAGAUCCACCUGUGUAUCAAUUUCAACCUAAACGGAAUAAAACCAAACAAACAGGUCACUGAAACUCUAAUGUCUUACUAUCUUCCAUUCUUCAAAAAAAUCACCCUUAUAUUUGAUGGAUACUGGUCAAGGCCUGACUAUGUGCCUGAGUUAGUGGACUUCAUCAGUUGUGACUCUCAUAUUGGUUGGUAUCAGCACAAGUGCAUACGAACGUGCAUUCAACGUGGCUCUGAAGAGACUAAAGGUUUCCUGUACAUUGCUGACGACAUGUUUAUUAACCUAACAAAAAUGGCCGAGCUACCAACUACAAAGCUGUGGAUGGUUGACAGUGAAGUAUGCAGCUACUCAAAGAUAUUGAAUCUAGGCCAUCCAGGUUGCGAAUGGCCAUGGUGGGGUCCUCCGACCAACGGAGCAAAGAACCUGGAUAUUGUAAUCAAAAGUUUACCAGCCAAAUGGAAGGAGCAACUGGUGAAGACAGCUGGUUUUCCGGACCAUUUCAAAAGUUACUGUACUUCUGACAUUAUUUACAUCCCUCAAGCACUUGUUACGGACAUGACACACGUACUUGACCACAUUAUAAACACAGCCAAACUAUUUUGCGAAAUUGCAACUAUUUUAGCCGUGAAUAUUGUGGCUCGUAAUAGAACCACAUUGGUGAAUGGUUAUCUGUGGGGCGAUAAAAGUAUGGCAGCCAUUAAGCAAAGGGCAACUACUGCACACUUUGUGCAUCCUGUCAAGCUUGGACUUCAAGCUUAUUUGGAUAUUUGGAUCCAAUUCAUGGAAAAGGAACUCUCUAUUAACAAUAGGGAAUUACAAUACCAGAAUAAAUCUACAUGACUGCAUGUAUGCAUGUAUAUUAUUAUUAUUUUUUAUUUUAUUAUUAUUAAGACUUUACAGCCUGUAACGUGAAUGAUAUAAAAACAAGUGA